Messenger RNA from Geodia barretti, 573 nucleotides. Lineage: Eukaryota; Metazoa; Porifera; Demospongiae; Tetractinellida; Geodiidae. The record is from the annotation of a GenBank genome assembly.
UACCUGGGGGCGGGGCUACUAGCGUUUGCGCAGUUUCUCAAACCCAUACGUCGUGUACACACACGUACGUACACGUGUAUGUACGCUCGCUCUCACACAGCUGACUGAAUAAUUAUGGAGAUCGAGAAGAGGGGGAGUGUAGUGCUGAUUUGCAUGAACAGGCCUCAUCGGCAGAACAAACUGACGUCAGAGAUAAUGCAGCAGCUCAUGGAAGGACUGGACAUAGCAGAAUCCUGGGAAGACGCAACAUGUUUGGUGACAACAGGCAUGGGGAAAUUCUACAGCGCUGGACUGGACAUUAAUACAGAGACGCCCCUCAAUCAAGACCCUCAUCAGAUCGCCCACGAUAUGGGACUACUGCAGAAACUAGUGGCACGUCUGCUCACCUUUCCCCUUCCUACCAUAGCAGCCAUCACAGGUCAUGCAUUUGGUGGAGGGGCAUUCCUGGCGUUGGCUCAUGACUACAGGAUAAUGAGCAGUGGUCGAGGAUGGUGGUGUCUCCCGGCAGCAAUAGUGGGCCUGCAGAUUCCUCUGUCCACUGGCUUCACUGCCCUCCUAAGAGAUAGUCACUGA